Messenger RNA from Rhinichthys klamathensis goyatoka, 7445 nucleotides. It is a transcript of the gene nav2b, whose product is annotated as neuron navigator 2b. Gene Ontology annotation, biological process: nervous system development; neurogenesis. Lineage: Eukaryota; Metazoa; Chordata; Actinopteri; Cypriniformes; Leuciscidae. The transcript has 38 exons. Bases 29 to 6943 code for a protein of 2304 amino acids. Gene Ontology annotation, molecular function: protein binding; ATP binding; ATP hydrolysis activity. The record is from RefSeq and is a predicted model, not a curated record.
GCGUGGUUGAAUGUAAAAGGAUAAGAAGAUGCCUGCUAUUCUAGUCGCGUCCAAGAUGAAGUCGGGAUUGCCCAAACCUGUGCAUGCUACCGCGCUACCAAUUCCAGCUAGGGUAGCAGCCCAACAGAAUGGACCACUGAAGCCCACGCAGCCCAGCCUCAUCCCCUUGAAGUCUCCCAUCUACAGACAGCAAAGUCAAGGCACUGCAACUUUACAGAAAAAGUACCAGAAUGCCAAAGACACAUCAGGAGACCCUCAGAUUUAUACAGAUUGGGCCAACCACUACCUAGCCAAGUCCGGACACACACGCCUGAUUAAAGACCUCCAACAGGAUGUUGCCGAUGGCGUUUUGUUGGCAGAAAUCAUUCAGGUUGUAGCAAAUGAGAAGAUUGCCGAUAUCAACGGAUUCCCAGAGAGUCGCUCUCAAAUGAUUGAGAACAUUGAUACCUGUCUGUGCUUCCUGGCUGCUAAAGGAGUGAAUAUUAAGGGACUUUGUGCCGAAGAGAUCCGCAAUGGCAAUCUGAAAGCCAUUUUAGGCCUUUUCUUCAUUCUGUCACGCUUCAGGCAGCAGCAGCAGCAGACUUUGAAACAGACCUCCAGCAAUGUUCAGAUGCUCCAGAACAACAGGGCCCACCGAUGCGCCAGUCCUGCCCUGCCUCCUCACACUUCUCCCUGGAGCUCUCCCUGUCCUUCUCCUAUCCAGCAACACUACACCUCCUCCCCAUGUGCACAGAAAACACACACAGACCUGCAGUCCAGUCAUCCAUCAAAAGGCUCUGAUCAGAAAAAAGCUGUGAGACUCUCAGUUGCUCAGAAAAAGAACACUAGGCUUCAGAGCCCCUCUGUGAGGGCGGCUGGAACGGGCGCAGAGAGUAAACCUCGAACCUCAAACACCAACAGACGCAGCCAAAGCUUCAACCAAUGUGACCGAUUAAAGCCGCCAAUCUCUGCCUACGCUCAUGAAAGAGAGAAAACAACCUCAUCACCAAUAAUGGUUGAUCAUGGACCAAUCAGCUCUUCCAUUCCUCCACCCAGCUGCACCAGCACCACAACUUCCACCUCUAAACCCUGGAGAAGCAAGUCGCUCAGCGCUAAACACACUGCUACAUCCUCCAUGGUCACGGUUAAACAACCAGCUCCAGAUUCUCUCGAGGUUCCUCCUAAGGUGAUUGCCCAGAAGUCCAUGCUGGAAAAGCUCAAGCUCUUCAACAGCAAAACGGGUUCCAGAGCCUCCAAGGUUGUCAGUACAGACGAUGUGGAUGAUGUUGAACCAGAAGGCGGCCAGAUUUGCCCCAUCCACCCUGGAAACCAAUGGCCUGUCACCCCCAGCAGUUCUGGCAGCUCAAGUCCUAAGCUAGCUCUGAAAGGCUUUGCACAGUUGACGCUUGGAAAAUCUUUGGCGCCGAAAACAACCUCGGCAAAAGCGUCUGAAAACCUUAAAGAGAAGUCAAAGCCUAAAGAGAAAGAAAAGCUCAAACAGCUGCCUGUUACAGAACCCAAACACCUUAAAGGAGACACAAAAACUGACGGACUUGUUGUACUAGAGUCUAAGAAGGCUGUUCCCAAAGGAAACAAAGUAAAAAAAGACAAUGCAAAAUCAGCCAUGAGUGGAAUUCCCAAACCAAGCCAAGGAGGAAAGGGUUCAGCUGCAAAUAAGACUGUAGCGUCGCCCCCUUGUGGUGCGGAGGCAGAGCGGUUACGGACCACGAAGAUAGGAGGUCUGUCUGUGCAUAAAGGGCAGAAAGAUGACAGAAACUAUAGCUUUACAUCUAGCUUAGCAUUUUCAGAUGGGAAAAGUUGCCAAGAUCUCACCCUUGGUGCGCAGACCCACUCAACAACCAGCAAUAUGGUCAGUGUGCAACUUCCACAGCUCCAGCAACAAUACAGCCAUCCCAACAUGGCCACUGUCGCCCCAUUCAUGUACAGGUCUCAAACUGAAAUUGAUAGGACUGGGCUAGUGACAGGAGUGGAGGAAAGGAGGGUACGAACAGGCCUGUGCAGCAAAUCAAUCCAUACUUCUCUUGAGAACCUGACAGGUGAGGACUCCGAAACCAAGAGGCUACGUACUGCGAAAAACAUUGCUGAUCUGAGGCAAAACCUUGAGGAAACCAUGUCCAGUUUGAGGGGGACGACACAUAUCAGUCACAGCACUCUUGAGACCACCUUUGACAGCACAGUAACCACAGAGGUCAAUGAGAGGGCCUUGCUUACCCUCAGUUCCCGCCCUGCUUCUGCAUUGCCCUGGCGGCUGGGCUCAUCCAGCCCUCGUCUACAAGCUGGUGAUGCCCCCUCUUCAGGAAACACGUUCGUACACCACGGCAGUGGCUGUGAGCGGCACACACACAGACAUCAGACCUGCACACACAACGGAGUCGUCUGCGGCCUUGAGCUCUCAGAGAAGGUGGAGGAUCUGGAGGGCGUCGCCAUGGAAACGGCAGGGUACAUGAGUGAUGGAGACGUCCUGGGCAAGAGCAUGAGGGUGGAUGGUGUUUCCAGUGGCUACAUGACUGACGGAGGUCUCAACCUAUACUCCCGGAGGGUUAACUGGGUCUCGGAUGGCAUGAACUCCGUGAGAGGGACCGUUCACCACUUUAAUCCCAAGAGUCAAGAAGACACUGAUAGUUGGGACGACAGCAGCUCAGUCAGCAGCGGGAUCAGUGACACCUUGGACACAGAUGACCUCAACACCAGCUCGUCCCUUAGCUCCUACGUCAACACCCCAUCUGUCCCACACAGAGACGUAGAUGAACAGCUCCAGACGGAUGCAGAGAAGCACUCUGCAGUGAAACACAACCCCAACUGGUCCAACAACGACCUUAAACGUUCAGAAGGCUGCUCUAACGGUGGCAUCAAAAUGGAGACCACAACCAAAUGGAACCACAGGUCUUCAGAUUUCUCAGAUGAAUCAGAACGGAGCUUGAUGGGUCGCAAGACUCCUACCAUCUCCCAGACGGGCUCUUGGAGGCGGGGAAUGACCGCUCAGGUGGCCGUCACUUCCCCACGGACGAAGGCAACAACACCUACAAACUGCAGCUCACUCAAGGCACAUGUCCGUGUCGUUGAUCAUCCCACAAGUAAGACCGACGAUGCUAAGGUGUCAGAGAAAGGCCGCUCCAACGGCACUCAUUCCUCAAGUGUUGAUGACACCAAGAAACCUCCACUCAAUUCAACCGUACGCACCCCGACCAGUACUUUUGGCUUCAAGAAGGCUCCGGGCGCAAUGGGGACAAUAACCACGAGUGGUGCUGUGGUAACUAGCGGCUCCGCUACAUUGGGCAAGAUACCAAAAUCGGUCGGAUUUUCUGGGAGUCGAAUUGUGUGUCCGCAGACGGCUCUUGAUGAUGGAUACCUUCCUCCAAGUGCUCGGACAACUCUUCAGUAUCGCAGUUUACCGAGACCUAGCCGUACCGGCACCGCUCGCUGUUCUAACCGCACUAACAUCUCGAGUCUUGAUGCUAAUUUUUGCAAUAAGGGUACUGCCACACUUCCCAACCCUAAGAGUCGCAACUUAGUCAAGUCCCCAAUGGGAACUACUAACCAGACGGACCGAGAGAAGGGUAUAUUUUCCGAUGUGGAGAGCCAGGUACUUAAGACUAGCGCAACUACCCAGACGGGGAUGCCAACUCAGUGCCAAGCUGGAAGGCAAACAGGAGGAAAGUAUUCAGAAAUGUCCUCGCCAACCCUUCGUAGACUCUUUGGUAGCAAAUCUUGCAAUAAGCAAUCUCCGGUCACCACCAUGGAGAACAUGAAGAACUCCACCAUCAUCUCCAAUCCCCAUACCAAGUCCAUCCAGCAGAAUGGUUGUCUGGAGACGCCAUCUGUCACCAGCGGAGGCAGCGGUCCAGUUUACAGUGACAAUCUGACGGUGCCCUCUGGAGGUCAUGGAGAGCAGACGCUUUCUUCUGUGGCCUCCAGCCCAGGAUCGGCUUUCUUUCCUUGGGGAGGCAGGGAUGGAUUGGGCUUCCCUUGUCAAAGCUCCAACCACACCAGUAGUGACUCUAUAAAUGUUUCCUUGGGAAAGGAAGGUUUAUGUCUUAAUCGGACCAACAGUGCUAGAACUGGCCUCUCAGACAGGUAUACCCAUGGGCCUCAGGUCAGAGGUCACGAGGAGGCCCGUGAUUGGCUGUGUUCCCCCUCAGCUGUUGGCCUCUCAGAUUCAACCCCCUACACCCCUGCCUCUACACUCAGCUCGCCCUCCGGCACACGCUUCAACUUUAGCACACUUGGCAGUCCCACCACUGCUUCACAGAUGGCAACUUUGCGCGGGACCAAUGGUCAGGGAAAUCACGACGGCCCAUAUGACCCCUACAGUGACCCACGUCUGAGGAAUUCCUCAAUGAACCUGGAGGAAAAGAGCCGCACUAUGAGCAGCUCCGGAUCGUUCCGUGAGUGCCUGGAAGAAGUUCAUGGCUCCUCUUUGUCUCUGGUCUCUAGCACGUCAUCCGUUUACUCUACGCCUGAAGAAAAGGCUCAGACAGAGAUCCGUAAGCUUCGGAGAGAACUGGACUCAUCACAGGAGAAGGUCUCGGCUCUCACAACACAGCUCAGUGCCAACUCUCACCUUGUGGCGGCUUUUGAGCAGAGUUUAGGAAACAUGACCAUCCGGCUGCAGAGUCUGACGACGACAGCGGAACAGAAGGACACAGAGCUGAGUGACUUGAGGAAGAACAUUGAGCUCCUUCAGAAGCAGAACUCGGCGACUCAAGCCACAAUCAAUGGAGUCAUUAACACACCAGACCCAACAUUAACAAACCGCAAGGUUUCUCUAGACUCUGUUAGCGGGUCGCCUCAGUCCCGGCGGGAGUUGCGGAUCCACAGGCAGCCUUCCUCGGACAGCGUCUCCAGCAUGACCAGCGCCACCAGCCACUCCAGCAUCGGCAGCAACCUGGAGCUCGACGCUAAGAACAAGAAGAAGAAGAAGAACUGGCUGCGGAGCUCCUUUAAACAAGCGUUCGGGAAGAAAAAGUCUCCCAAAUCGGCAUCCUCUCACUCGGACAUUGAAGAGAUGACGGACUCUUCUCUGCCAUCUUCACCCAAACUUCCAUAUAGCGGAUCGACAGCCUCUUCUCCCAUGAUACGCAAAUCCCACUCCAACUCUCUUCCUCAACUGUCCUCCCUGCCUGCACAUGGGCCUGUCUGGGGCUGUAGCAGCAAGACCAUGAGGUCUGCCUCACUGGCACGGAUCUCUGAGUGUACGGACAGUGAGGCUGAAACAGUCAUGCAGUUGCGCAGUGAUCUGCGUGAUAAAGAAAUGAAACUUACAGACAUCAGAUUGGAGGCUUUAAGCUCUGCCCACCAACUGGACCAGCUUCGCGAAUCCAUGAACCGCAUGCAAAUUGAGAUCGAAAGGCUAAAAGUGGAAAAUGACCGAUUAAAGAUUGAGAGCCGAGGAAGCGGUAACAGAGCUCCUUCUCAGAUGUCCAUCUCCCCUUCAUCUGUGGGCCUUUCCUCUCAACUUAGCCUCACAGAAUCCACAAGCCUAGAUAUGUUGCUAGAAGAUAGUGGAGAUGGAAGUUCCUGGAAAGAGGGACAGCAUGUGAAGGUUGUGGUCAGUCUGGAGAAGGAUCCAGACUGGAAAGAGGAGUGUAGACCCUCUCAGUUCCUGCUGGGCUGCAUUGGUGUCAGUGGAAAAACCAAAUGGGACGUACUAGAUGGGGUAGUCAGACGCCUUUUUAAGGAAUAUAUCAUCUGUGUAGACCCUGUCACACAGUUGGGCUUGAACACUGACAGUGUGAUGGAGUACAGCAUUGGAGACAUCCAUCGCGCCAGUGAUGCAGAUACACCAGAACUCCUGCCCUGCGGUUAUCUUGUGGGAGAAAGCGAUACCAUCUCUGUCAAGCUGAAAGACUUGUCUGACAGCAGUCUGGACAGUUUGGCAUUCGAGACGCUCAUUCCAAAGCCGGUUCUGCAGCGAUACAUCUCUCAGCUUGAGGAGCACAGACGAAUCAUCUUUUCAGGGCCCUCUGGCACAGGGAAGAGCUUUCUGGCCAGCAGACUAGCCGAGUACAUGGUCCGAAAAGAGGGAAAACAUCUGGAGCAUCAAGCAAUCGCCACCUUCAAUGUUGAUAACAAAACUACUAAGGAGCUGAAGCAGUACUUGUCGAACCUGGCGGACCAGUGUAAAAACAGUGAACCGGCUGUGGACAUGCCUGUGGUGCUCAUACUGGAUAACCUUCACCAUGUCAGUUCGCUGGCCGAGAUUUUCAACGGGCUGCUCAACUGCAAAAACCACCAGUGUCCAUGCAUCAUUGGAACCAUGAAUCAAACCCCAUCACCCACUCCAAAUCUACAUCUUCAUCAUAAUUUCAGAUGGGUUUUAUGUGCCAAUCAUACUGAACCAGUGAAAGGUUUUCUGGGUCGAUUCCUGCGGCGGAGGCUUCUAGAAACCGAGAUCAGCAGUCGUGUGAGGAACGGCGAACUAGUUAAAAUUAUAGAGUGGAUCCCGUGUGUUUGGCAUAAUCUCAACCGCUUUCUGGAAACACAUAGUUCUUCUGAUGUCACAAUUGGUCCUCGGCUCUUUCUGUCCUGCCCAAUGGAUGUAGAAGGCUCAAGAGUGUGGUUCACCGAUCUGUGGAACUACUCCAUCAUUCCUUACAUGCUCGAGGCUGUGAGAGAAGGGCUACAGAUGUAUGGGCGCAAGGCAGCAUGGGAAGACCCGGCGAAGUGGGUGAUGGAGAGCUUCCCUUGGGUGGCAAGUCCACAACAACACGAAUGGCAUUCCCUGCUGCGACUUCGGCCAGAGGACGUAGGGUUCGACGGGUACAAUAUAUCUCAGGAGGGCAGUCCAGGCAAACAACCUGCUCAGGGAAAAUCAGAAGAAGACCCACUGAUGAAUAUGUUAAUGAGGCUGAAGGAGACGGCCCACUGCACUGGAACGGAGAGCUAUGAUAGUGAUUCCACCAGCAACAGUCUUGGUGACUCUUCACUAGAAUCUACACUGUGAAAACACUUUCAAAUGUUAAAUUACGAAAUGGAGACUUUUUAAUAUCAGAUCCGGCUUUCUGUGAAUCUACAGGGUGCUGGAAACCUGCAGAACAGGGUGCUGGAAACCCGGAAAAAUCAUCAUUGCUCAGUAAGACACUUAUCGAGGGAAAACAUGCUCAAGAGCUUCAGAGAGCAUUAUUUCCUCAAAUGGACUGUAGAUGGCGGUAUAAGUCUGUUCAAUAAGGAGAACAACCUAGUUCAAAUUGAACACUGGUACCAAGUCACAUUUAUUUUCUUUCAUAUUAUACUUUCUAAAAGGAUCUCAUGUUGCCUGACUUUAAUGCACUAGUGAACUUCUUUGGUGCUGAACUUGAGAACAAUGCCUUACAAUUUUUGUGUAAUAGGUUGAAAUGGGCUUGCGUAUGUCUUAGAUUUCUACCUUUCUACAAAUACAAAUAAUGCAAGGACAUUAUAGCCUUCAAAUGAUGCACUAUCUGUGGGACCUAACAGAGAUAUAUAGU